Messenger RNA from Branchiostoma floridae (Florida lancelet), 2838 nucleotides. Its product is annotated as glutamate receptor 4-like. The record is from RefSeq and is a predicted model, not a curated record. Lineage: Eukaryota; Metazoa; Chordata; Leptocardii; Amphioxiformes; Branchiostomatidae. The coding region runs from base 15 to 1796 and encodes 593 amino acids. The transcript is spliced from 10 exons. Gene Ontology annotation, molecular function: glutamate-gated receptor activity. Gene Ontology annotation, biological process: monoatomic ion transport. Gene Ontology annotation, cellular component: plasma membrane.
ACAAAGACGGAGUAAUGAAACGUCUUCGCUUCAGCCCAGAGGGAAAACCGGCGAUUGCCCUCUACGACUUCGUUAACCUCGGAGAAGAUGGUUGGAGAAAGAUCGGUUCAUGGAGCGAAAAGGACCUGCAGUUCCCGCUCAACUCAACCGUGGCGUUCAUGAGCGGAGCCGAGACUGUUCAAGAUUUCGUCACUGACCUGCGCAACCGUAGUCUGAAAGUGGUGACAAUUCUUGAGCCUCCCUUUGUGAUGGAGAAAGACAUGGACGAGCACGGAGUCAAGCUGGUCGGGAACGACAGAUUCUACGGAUUUUGUGUUGACUUGUUGAAGCGGCUAGGCGACGAUCUAGGCUUCCGCUACGAGAUAUAUGUGGUCGAGGAUAACACCUUUGGCAUGAAGGAUCCUAUUACCGGCAGAGCCAAUGGCGUCAUCAGAGACCUGAUAGAAAAGAAAGCUGAUCUCGCCGCAGCCUCCCUCACCAUCAGCUUCCAGCGGGAGAAGGACAUCGACUUCACCAAGCCGUACCUUGACCUUGGUCUGACCUUCAUCAUGAGCAGGGAGAAACGGGACGACGAUCUCUUCAAGUUCCUGGAACCGUUCGAGAUCCGGCUGUGGAUCUACAUCGCCGUGGCUACUGUUGCCGUGGCCCUGUUUCUGGCUCUGGUCAACAGACUGAGUCCUUAUGACCAUCGGGGAAGGGCCGCCCGGAAGGGACAGGUGCUCCCACCCAUCGCCAGCCAAGAGCCGCCAAACCCAAUGGGAGUGGCCAACGCCGUGUGGUUUUCCAUUGCUUCACUCUUCCAACAAGGACCGGAAACAUACCCUCACUCCCCCUCUGGCCGCAUCACCGCAUCGCUGUGGUGGUUUGUGGUGGUGAUCAUCAUCGCGACCUACACGGCCAAGUUGGCGGCCUUCCUCACCAUCAGCCGGAUGGACCAUCCCAUCAACUCAGUCGAAGCUCUAGCCAACCAGGUAGAUGUGGCUUACGGCACUGUGUCCAACUCUCAGCCGGCCGACUUUUUCCGCUCUUCCAGUGUGAAGACGUUUCAGACCAUGGCUGAGUUCAUCGCUACCAACGCUCUCUAUUUAGACUCCUCGGCUGAAGGCAUCGAAAAAUCCCGGAAGGAAAAGUUUGCGUUCAUCUGGGACAGCGCUGUAUUGGACUACGUCGCUAAUCGGGCCCCAUGUGACCUGAAGACGGUGGGCAGGCUCUUUGGAAAGAUCGGGUACGGGUUUGGUCUGCAGAAAAGUUCUCCCUACACGGACCAGCUGUCCGUUAACAUCCUGCGACUGAGAGAGUCUGGAUUCAUAGACGCUCUGACAGAGAAAUGGUAUCAUGACGGCAGCUGUGAGCCUGAUGAGAACGUGGUGGAGGAGGUUCAGGGCACCAUCGUGGUAGGACACAUGCUGGGCGUCUUCUAUGUCAUCUACGGCGGCAUGGCCGUUAGCCUGGUCGUCCUGGUAGGGGAGUGGGUGGCUUGUGUUCUCGGCCAGAAAAGACACAAUGAAAAGAUGUCUCUUCCUCAAAUCUUCCACGCCCAGUUUAAGAAGGUAUGGCGGGGUAGGAAGGCGCUGAGUGCUUCUCACCCGAGACAUGAUGGGCAACCUUGCGACGCGAGGAAGAUGGGCUGCAUGCACUGCUGUGUUCUGGACCCGAAGAGUGCAAACUUCAAGUGCGUCUGCGUAAAGGAGCAGGAAAAAGAACGUAGUCCCAAGAAGGAGAUUGUCCUGGAAGUGAUGGCCCCAAAUGGUGGAACCGACAGUGGAAAGGGUGUGACGGGUGCAACAUCACAAUGACUCCAGUUCAACAAUAUUUCGACAAGGAAGGACGACCAACAUUGUCACCUCCUUUCCAAGAAACAUGCAAUAUUUAGCAAUAUCAUAGACUUCUAACAUUGGCAAUUGCAACCUCUGAAUAGGAUGGCUUUGGGAAAACCUUGUUAUUUCAAACAUCCUUAUCUUCAAAAUGAGUACCAAAUUCAGGUAUGAUCAUGGCCAACAUCAGGGCGCACAUUUCAACACGGAUCCAUCAUUUGAAUACCUUCAUAGUCUCCUGGUGGUGGUUCGCUCGGAGACCCUGAAUAAUAUCUCAAUCACUCAGAAAUCUGUGAUGCAAUCGUCCGUAUUUGACCACUGCAAAUUAUAAGGCUGCUAAAUGAAAAAAAAGAGUCGCAAUUGCAAGUUUCUGCUCGAUCUGAUGAUUGACAUGAUGUAAAUAUAGGGGUCAGUGUGUGAAUGUAAGCGCCAUGCCAGCCUACAGAAAAAUGCUCCCAAACGUUUUGUCCAUAUACUAUAAAAAAGAAGAAAAUUGGAGUUUCAGGAGUUACUCGUCGGUCUAACGGACACUAAGGAUUUGUACACACUGCUCUUAAUCUUAAUCUAUCUCAAAAUCUCAGAAAUUCCGCGAUGCAAGAAAUGGCAUUACAUGGCAUUUUGAAUGAGCCCUAAAUUAUCAGACACAACUUCUCUUUUGGCCCAUGCCUUCACUAUUAGUCUACAAGCACAAGCCAAUCAAGAACUGAAUAACGUCCUAAGAACAAUAUAUUGUGUGCGGCUUAUCCCAUAUUGAAAGCAAUAUUGUGCGGCUUAAUGCUAAUAAUGUGAGAGCUAAUUUAGAACCUUACCAAUGUCACAACUAUCUCAACAAUAGUUAUACAGUAGAAUAGGACUGUAAUGCUUUCCAUUCUAUAAAUAUAAAAUAAACAUAUAUAUAGAUAUAUAUAUAGAACUUCACAUUGUGGUGACGUGUGUAAAAAUCACAUCCUCCUUUAUCCUUGGAUAAAGUCUGCCUCUGUGUAUAACCAUGACUGGAGAAACUGUACAUACGAGCCUCGUGCAA